UAUCACAGACCUGUUUUAAGUCCCUUUCAGCUGCGUUGGCAGAUGUCCCUGGAAACAAACUUGAAAUAUGGCUCUCCUGAGAAAAAUUAAUCAUGUCCUCAUGGUGCUGCUGGUGCUGAUGUUGUUUCUGCUCCUGCACAACACACUGCUCAGAGCCUCCACUCGGCCCAAACUCUCAGAUCACCGGAAGAGCCCUAGAGGCGCAGCUCGAGUUCCUGCAGCGAGAGUGACGGAGGCAGAUAAUGUCAUCCCCGUCAUCAUCUGUGCGUCAGAGGACCGUAUGGGUGGAACCAUGGCCACUAUCAACAGCAUCUACAGCAACACAGAUGCCAGCGUUUUCUUCUAUAUCGUUACUUUUCGUGAUGCAGUGAAACUGACAAGGGAGUACAUUGAGAGGACUAGACUGAAAGGCAUCAAGUAUAAGAUACUGGAAUUCAACCCCAUGGUUCUACGAGGAAAAGUGAAGCCGGAUUCCUCUCGACCUGAUCUGUUACAUCCACUCAACUUUGUGCGCUUUUACUUGCCUCUGCUUGACAUCAACCAUAGGAGGGUGAUAUACUUAGAUGACGAUGUCAUUGUGCAGGGAGACAUCAAGGACCUGUUUACUAUCAAACUGAAGCCAGGCCAUGCUGCUGCCUUCGCCACCGACUGCGACCUGCCCUCCACGCAUGAGAUGGUGCGCAGCAUCGGCAUGCAGACAACCUACAUGGGCUUCCUGGACUACAGGAAACAGGAAGUUAAAGACCUGGGCAUUAGCCCCAGUGACUGCUCCUUCAAUCCUGGAGUGUUUGUGGCAGAUGUCGGCGAGUGGAAGAAACAAAAGAUCACCAAGCAGCUGGAGAAAUGGAUGGAAAAGAAUUUCAGGCAGAACAUAUACAGCAGUGCCAUGGCAGGAGGUGUGGCAACUCCACCCAUGCUCAUCGUGUUUCACGACAAAUACACGACACUGGACCCACUGUGGCAUGUCAGGCACCUGGGCUGGAGUCCAGAUGCCCACUACUCAGAGAGCUACCUCCAGGAGGCACAUCUGCUGCACUGGAACGGCCCAUUCAAACCAUGGAAAUAUCCCGCCGUGCACUUGGAUCUGUGGGAGAAGUGGUUCAUCCCAGACCCCUCCGGAAGAUUCUCCUUGGUACGACCUGACAGCAACAGCUGAGGUGUGUGGAACAUACCAUGUCCGAGCCGCAGGGGGACGUGAAGCGUGUGAAGUUCGGGACUUACUUGGACAGUGGUCGAAGGGGUAAUAGGAAACAGACGAUGAGGAAUCUUCUUGAAAACGAAACGGUGUCGGGAGAGUCUGCGCUCUGUGACUUUCCAAAUAAAAUAAAAAGUGACUAACCUGUUGUCUGAAGCAUU
Molecule: messenger RNA, 1356 nt
Organism: Xiphias gladius (swordfish)
Lineage: Eukaryota; Metazoa; Chordata; Actinopteri; Istiophoriformes; Xiphiidae
Gene: glt8d2
Product: glycosyltransferase 8 domain containing 2
Exons: 10
Coding region: 68-1156 (362 amino acids)
Cellular component (GO): Golgi apparatus
Molecular function (GO): glycosyltransferase activity
Source: RefSeq, a predicted model, not a curated record